Molecule: messenger RNA, 6081 nt
Organism: Diorhabda carinulata
Lineage: Eukaryota; Metazoa; Arthropoda; Insecta; Coleoptera; Chrysomelidae
Product: serine protease gd-like
Exons: 9
Coding region: 357-1898 (513 amino acids)
Biological process (GO): proteolysis
Molecular function (GO): serine-type endopeptidase activity
Source: RefSeq, a predicted model, not a curated record
AGUUCAGUUGGGUAGUCCAGUGUUAACAGUUCCUCGAUCCGUCUAUGACUAUUCAAACUAGUGUACCAAUUUCAUGAACAUCGAAAAGUCGGUAGAGGUUAAAGGUUUCUUACGUGCUCUCCAUAGUUAUUAAUAGAUGAACGGUUGUACGCGAUUAGAAUAGUGAUCGGUAUAACAAACAACAUUUAUUCAAAGAUAACAUAAAUAUUAUUGUUUUUAUUAGUACCGAAUAAUGGGAAAAAGUGGAUUUUACAAGAUCAGAAUUUCCCAUUGCAUUUCUUAGGAAAACUUUUUAAGAUUUAAUUAAAUAAAUUGGAUUACAUUUUCAAAGAUAUACGAAGACAGAUUACCUCAAGAUGGAAUAUAAAUGGUCAUUAUUCACAGUACUUAUAUCAACAGUAUUAUGUGUAAGGGUUCCUCAAAAUCCUUGUCCCAACGUAUUCCAAUAUUAUAAAGAUACACAAGGAAAUAUAUACGGAGAAGCCGUUUUGCCCUAUGAUAAUGCUACAUAUAUGGAAUUCAGUGUAAACGCAUCAUUCAAAGGACAAUACGAACAUUUGAAAUUGAGACUAGAGCUGGUAACAGAACUUGCUGAACUAAAUAAUUAUGUGAAAAAUGUUAUUUACAAUAUUUACUUUCCUUUCACGAACCUAAUACCGAAAAUUACAAGGAUUGCCUAUAAUAAUCGAGUGUACUGUAGAGGACCUGGAGAGCCCGUAAUACCUGGAUCACCCGGAAUAACUAACGUUUGGCAUUCAGUAAUCUUCAGAUUUGUUAGAGUACCAAAUAGAUUCUACGAAGUACCAUCUGUAGAGGUAGAUCAAUCUGAUCUCGACAUACCUGUAAAGGAUCCAAAAGAGCGACCGAAAUUAACAACACCAGAACCAAUGCGAUAUAACCAAACUUUGCCUGAGUUAAGGCCAAAUACACUAGUACCACCACCCAAGGAUUCACGACCAGAAGCUGACACAAUUGAUCAAGGUGUUCUCGAUGCCAUAUUUACUCACCCAACAGAAUCUACUACGAACAGUGCGUUUAUGUUUACAUCACCUAACAUCAUAUCUGACGAUGGAUAUAAAUGCGGAUUACCUGGCGACCAAUUACCGAAUAAUGCUGUAGUGCCUCUAAUUUUAGGUGCUUCUGAGAGCAAUAUUGGACAGUUUCCCUGGUUAGUGGCUUUAUUUAUGAAUGCAGGGUCCAAGUAUGAUUACAAGUGCUCAGCUAAUUUGAUUUCGGAAAAACAUGUAAUAACAGCCGCUCGUUGUAUUCAAUUUUAUAAUAUUCAAAUUAUGAAGACUGAUCAAAUUUUCUUAGUAAUGGGCACAAAUAGUUUAGAAAAUUGGAAUAAUAAUGGAGCUAUAACAAGAAGAGCCAUCGAUGUUAAAGUACAUCCAGCUUUCAAAGAAAAUUCCAAAUCUGCUCACGGAGAUCUUGCUAUCAUUACCAUGGAUCGUCGUGUUCAAUUUUCAAAAGUAUUAAGUCCAGUCUGUUUAUGGAAGGGUAAUACUGACUUAUAUCCUCUAACCAACAAAAUGGGAGUGAUAGCAGGAUUUGGUCAAGAUGAAAACUCACAAGCCAACGGUUUGACACACGUUUUAAGAGCCAAAAGAGCAGAUAUGCCCAUAGUUUCUCAAUCGGAAUGUCUGACAAGUCCUUUAGGAUUCAAAGAUGUCACUUCUGACCGAACUUUUUGUACAAAGAGUGGUGAUACUCCAACAGGACCCUGUAUAGGAGACAGUGGCGCUGGUUUCUUCAUAUUAAUGGAUGGUGUUUAUCAUCUUCGAGGAGUAGCAUCGGCGAUUUCCGUUACUAACGGAAUUUGCGAUCUGUCAAAUAAAUAUUCAGUAUUCUGUGACGUUGCUAAAUUUUCAGACUGGAUUAAGUCCAAUAUGGUUUAACUUCCUUAUGAGCUGUGAUGAUUUUAUUAUUUAUAAAUUGGUUAAUAUCAGUGUAAAUCUUAUUGAUAUUUAGGGGUCAGAGAAAAACUUGUGCAGAAAUUCAUAGUAUUUAGCACUCACAAUAAAAAUAUUUUACUUAAUAUCAAUAUUAUUGUCUACAAACAUUUAAUAUAAAUAAUAAUAAUUGAAAAUCAACCAAAAUCCAUAUUUGGCAACUGCGCUUCUAUUUACCAAUUACCAACGUUUGGACGUUGAAUGGGAAUCCAAUUACAUUCAUAGUAAUAUAGAAUAGUUUGAAGCUGAGACAUUUUGAAUUUAGAUAUUUUCUUCUUAUUCCAAAUGUAUCUGAUAUAAUUUUGUUAUCAUUUUAUUCUUGAACAAUUAUUUUAUUAAUUAAAUGAAAUCUCAAUAUAGUAGUUUUUAAAGUUGGGAUGCAAAUACUGACCUACUCUAACUGUCUACAUCCCACAUAUUAGACGUAUUGAAUUUGUGAUAUAUUGAGUUGAUAGAUGGUCUAAAUGCAGAGCCACAUCUCUUAACAAAUUUCCAAUCGUUACUGAUAGUCCAGGAACCGGUAACACUAGUCAUCCGUCAUAGCGGAAUCAAAAAAUUUUUAUUUAAAUAAAUAAAACAUAAGUAUAGUAAUAAAUUAAGCUAAGUAUGCGUGGAUUCCUAUUGCCGAAACAAUUUAAAAAAAUAUUUAAAAAAUGACAAAAUGUUUAAUCGUCAUCGAGGAUAUAUUCAAGGAAUAAUAGAAUUUUUAUUUUAGAUAACUGAAACAAUGAAUAAUAUUGAAAUAAUUGACUGGAGUUUAUUCUCAAACUCAUCUAUAUCUCAACGGUUUUCAUUUUCUAGUUCUUCACUUUUUUCUUCAUUUAAUUGGCCACUGAGAAUUUCUUCAACUUUUGAAAGUGCUGCUGGACCUUUAUACCACAACGGUUCCAACUUAUUUUCUUGAUUUAGUUGCCAUCCACAUUCAGUUGGUUCAAAUAAAAUACAAAUUGGCUCCGUGGCAUUUUGCCACAUUGCAUUUAUAAAUAUGGUGCUUACAACUUUUUGUGACAGAUUUUUCCAGCAUGGAGGAAUAUUGCUAGAAUUGAAAUUUGUAAGACCUUUGUAAAAUUCUUCUUUGUCAUUGGUACUUGCAAAAAAUUUUAAAGAAUAAUUCAAAUCUUGCAAUAUCAACAUUAUUUUUGUCUAUAUUAUACAUUUCUUUGGUAAGUAUUAAGUGCAUAAGAUCUGUUUUCUCUUCGUCAUUGAUGUCUUCCGGAUCCGUCAACUGUUCAAAUAUAUUUUGGUACUCUUCAUUCUGUGUUGAAAUGUUGAAGGUUUUGAUUUUUCUUUUGCCAACAAGAGCUGCUGUAUCAUCAGAAUGUUCAAACAUAUUUUGGUAUUCUUCAUUCUGUAUUAGAAUGUUGAGGGUUUGAUUUUUCCUUUGUGAACAAAAGCUGCUGUAUAAUCAGAACCUGUGAAGGCAUGGAAGCCCGGAAGAGAUCGACAAAGUGAUGGACCUAAUUCUCGUGCAAGAUCUGUACAACUUAUAUAAUUAAAUUCUUCAUCUAAUUUAUUUGUUGUCCAUUUUUUUUUAGUUUUCGAAUUUGUGAAUAUUUCGGAGACAAAUGAUUAAAACGUCAGUAUCUACAGAUUUAAUGAGAAUUUUUUUAUGAGAUGAACAUUUUUUCAAGUGGAAGAAUAUUCUUGUAUCAGCCUCUUCGUGUAUAAUAACGUGAUAAAAACAAUAUGAGUUGAUAAUAUUCAAAAAUAUAAAGAUGCAACACUUCAUCCCAAAAUAGAAAACAGAAUCACGAAACAUUCGACAUUUGAAGGUGAAACAGACUGAAGGAACAGAAUAGCUUCUACCUUCUAAAAUACCCAAAGACAACCUCAUCUGAACUAGAGAAAAGUAAUAAAUAUAUACAUAGAGACCAUGGAGACUAUAUAGUCUAUUCUCCAUGAUAGAAACAAUUGCAACUAUUCCACCUCUUACGAUUCACCUCUUGAACAGUACUCUGUACUAAACUAUAUUAUGUAUGUAAAAAACAUUAAUCAACAAGAGUAGUUUUACACAGGGCCUGAUUAAGAUUUAUAAGGCCCGGAGCUAAAAUAAUGACGGGGCCCCCUUAAGGAAUUCGGAAGCCCGGAAAAAUUGAACAAAUAAUAUCAAUACGUUAGAUUUGUGGUAUCAACACAUAACAAAAUACAGAAUGUUUUCCAAUUGAUAGAACUCUCUAAGACCUGGGGCUACAGUCCCCCAAGCCACUAGCUUAAUCCGGUCCUGGUUUUACAAGAAACAUAAUUAUUAUUGACGUAAUAUACGAGAUCAUAAUAAUUAUGUAACAAUGGUAAUUCGACAAAAAGCAUUUACUCCAAAAUAAAUGUAUUGAAUAUCGAACAUUUUGGAGUAGAUGCUAAUAUAGUUUAUGCACUUCAAGAUGGUAUGCCGUAUUUUUUCGGCAGCUUUUGAGCGUGCAUACCAAGAUAUUUUUAAAAAUUACAUAAAACUAAACGAAAUAAAAGUUUCCGGCAUGAUGGAGAACAUUUAGCAGGCAAAAAAAGUGGUUUACAGUCGAAUACAUUAAAAAAAAUAUACGCGAUGACGGUAAAACUUUUGUCAUUUUUUUAAUAUAUUUUUAAAUUGUUUCGGCAAUAGGAAUCCACGCAUACCGAGCUUAAUUUAUUCCUAUACUUAUGUUCUAUUUAUUUGAAUAAAAAGUUUUUGAUUCCGCUAUGACGUGACUUUCAGUGUUACCGGCUCCCCGCCUAUGAAGUUUGUACAAAAAGCUUAUGUGUAUUUAUACUGAAUUUGGCCCAUUAACUUCAAUUAUAAUUCUGUUUAUUUAUAUUUAUAGCUGUAAUUUUUUAUUUUCGCAUUUUAAUUUAUUUCGAAAUACUAAUUCAUUUAAUAAUCUACUAAUUUAUUUUUAAACUGUGUUUUCACAGUUAGUUGAUUAUCACAAAAACAAAUUGCAUUUGAAAACAGUAAAUAAUUAUAAUUGAGAUGAUUCUUAGUUUAUAAACAUAUAAGUAAAAAAUUUGUUCGACUACUAUUGUUAAAAUAUUCAAAUAAUGCGGAACUGACUAAGUUAAGUCUGACAUUUAAAAGUGAACUUAGGAUAUAUUAUAUUUCAGACAUACAUAAUUGUAUAUAUUUAUCAUUACUGAUUAUUAUCUAUUUUUGAAGAAAAUCUACAAAUGCUAUAAGUAGAACCUUUCUUUAAUUCAUUAUUCUGAAUAAUCAUUUCUUUUCUGAAACUUUUAAAUACAUGACACUAUUAAACUAACAAUUUGUCAAAUUAUUACAUGAAAUAAUUCGGUAAUUUUAUACUUUCGCGGUCCCCUUGUUUUUUGGCUCUAGAAAAUCGAAAAAUCAUCCGAUUUCGGUGAAUUUUUUUGAUAUUCGUUUUAACGGCGGAUUUAUGAAAAAUAAAAAUGUUCACUUUUCAAACAACACUCCCCCCGCUCCUCGCCUAACUCCCAAUUCUCUUGAACAGUCAACCUUAGUAAGAUACCAUUUUUUAAUGGUUAAAAUUUUCAAUUUUUCAAAGUUAACUUUUAAUAUUGCACACUUGAUUACAAUAAGUGAUUUUAAGAAUGUUUUUGUUCAUAUAUCUUUAAUGAUUACUUAAUAAAAAAAGGUACAAACUAUUAUAUGUGAGAGAAGGGCAAUUUUAAGAGAAAUUAUUAUUAUUUUUAAUUGUAAAAACAUGACAAAUCAACAUUUUUGUAUAAUAUUUUUUCACUUUCAUCAUUUUUUGUGUAGAUUAUGAAAAUUUCAUUUGAUUAUUUGGAAAAAAGUUAUCAACAAUUAUACGUGAAUGAGUUCACUUUCAUGAACAUUUAAAGCCCUGAAACCAAUAGAAGUUUUCUUUUAUUCUAUUCCUAUAAUUUUUUCCGUAAAUCCGCCGUAAAAAUGAAGAUUUUAAACAAAAUUCAAUGAAAUCGGAUGAUUUUCCGAUUUUCUAGAACCAAAAAACGAGGGGACCGCGAAAGUGUGAAAUUACUAAUAAUUUUGUAUAUGGAUAAUAAUUAUGAAUAUUUGGUAUAACUUAUUCAUUGAAAUUUUUCCAGAAUAUCGAACACGAAGUAAAAUAUUAGAAAUAAGCUCUAUUUGUGUACUUGUUCUCUCUGUAUAUACUAUUCAUAAUGUAUGGUGCCUUGAAGAUAAUAUAAUAUUUAUUUCUAA